AUGUCCUUUUCACAAAUGAAAAUACUUUUAAAAACUAUAAAAUAUAUUUUUUUAUUAAUACUCCAUCAAGAAACCCUACACAAAUUAAACAUAAAGAAUAAUCCACAUAUUAUAAGCACCAGUAUAAGAAAUAAUAGAUCUCUAGCAAAAUAUGAAAAUUUAAUAUCCAGAGAAAACAAAAUAUAUGAGACAAAAUUACGAAAUUUGAACAAGAAAAUAAAUAAAAACAAAAGUGAUAUGUUACUCUAUAAUGAAAAAUCAGAUCAAGAAUUAAAAUUAUAUGACAUUGAAAUAAACAAAUACAAAGGAAGUAAUAAAAAUUAUAAAUAUGAAAAUCAUUAUAGUAAUAAUGAAAUUAAAUCAUAUUAUAAAAAAAAUUAUGUUCAUGACAAAUAUAUAUUUAAUAAAAAAAUUAAUCCAUUUCUUGAAAAAAAUAAAAUAUUCUGCAAACGUUGUAUGAAAAAAAUCAGCAGAUCAAUAGAUAUGUUCAAAACAAAUUUUGCAUUUAAAUUCAGUGAAGCAAAUUCACCAAUGUCUUUAAUAGACACCAUAAGUAUUGCAUCAUUUACUUCUUUAAUUACAUUUCUUUGUGCAUUUAUUGUUUCUGGAAUAGCUAUUGGAAUAUCCUAUUUACUUAAAUACAUUUUUCUAGAUAUCAUUAUAAUAAAUCCAGAAAUAAUACCAAUAUUUUUAAUACUUCUAUUUGCAAUUUUUAUAGUUGCAUAUUUAGUAAAAUCAAAGAAAAAAGAAAAACAAUUGAUGGACAGAUAA
Messenger RNA from Plasmodium falciparum 3D7, 771 nucleotides. RefSeq lists its product as uncharacterized. The transcript has 2 exons. The record is from RefSeq and is a predicted model, not a curated record. The coding region runs from base 1 to 771 and encodes 256 amino acids. Lineage: Eukaryota; Apicomplexa; Aconoidasida; Haemosporida; Plasmodiidae.